Messenger RNA from Pleurotus ostreatus (oyster mushroom), 771 nucleotides. RefSeq lists its product as uncharacterized. The record is from RefSeq and is a predicted model, not a curated record. NCBI's taxonomy places the organism in Eukaryota, Fungi, Basidiomycota, Agaricomycetes, Agaricales, Pleurotaceae. The coding region runs from base 1 to 771 and encodes 256 amino acids. The transcript is spliced from 6 exons.
AUGUCAGAUGAAGAUCAUCAGCGCUAUCUUAUAUAUAUUGAAGCUAUUCGAAUACGGGUGAAGUCCCCAGAUCUCAAUCAUGCCAACCAACAGGCGGGAUAUCCCACUUGUGUAACUAUCUCACUGAAAGUCGGUGGUGAGACCCGGGACGAGAAGGGGAACUGGCGGUGGAUGGACUCGAACUGGGUUCUACGGUCACCUGUUGAAAUAUGCCCGAACGACAGGGCAUUAGUUGAGAUUCGACCGGGGCAUCCGGGGAGCACCGACUCGGAAGUUCUGGCUUCAGUAACGUUCAAAGACAUAAUGGCGGCUGUGAGGAGUCGAGAGCAAACUAACGUAGAGUUCCAGCAGGAACACCGACUCGCUACAAUUACCAUAUGUUUCAGAGUCUGCGAUGGAUGUAUUACAUCAAAGGGGCGCGCAGACGACGCAAAACCUAUCCGACGAAGGGACACCCUUAAAACCCGGCUCCCUGGGCAUCUCGAUAUCGAUAAGCCUCUGAAGCAUAACGAGCGGCAUGCCUCGUCCUUGGAUUACUGGACGUCGGUGAUCCACGAUGGAAUGGACAGUAUGUUGCAUUCUGGAUGGGAAUGGGGGGAAUCAUCGCCGUUACAUCUCCCUGGUCCUGGCGCGGGAAUUCCUGAGGUAUCGCGGCGCUGGGAGGACCCAGCGCGGAAUGUAUCUCCCUACGUCAGGUCAGACCCCGAACCGUCCGAUACGGGGAGGAUCGAGUAUACAGUCGUGGGUACCAGCAGGCCGAAGCCUCGAUGA